CAAGGGAGAUAAAAAGAGAGAGAGAGGGAGGGAGGUAAAUCAGGGAUCUGUGUGAAGUCAGGGCAGUCAGACAGUCAUCUUCUCUGUCUCAGUGCUGCUCAGGCCAUCUCUUUCUAGACUACUCCUACUUUUUGGAUUGGACUGUUCUAGGACUGAGUGUUUGGGAAAGAGCCUGUAUUUGGAUAGAGCCGGGGAAGGGUGUGUUGGACUGGGAGCUUAUACUAACUAGUAUUUGGACUACCGAGUCGUGUCCUAUGGAGGUACAGGUUCAAAGUCAGCCACAGCCCCCCAGCAUCCUGGAGAAUGGGGAGGCCCAGGACCCUGAACCACACCCUGCGGAGUUCAACGGUCAUCGUCAUGCCAACGGUGGGGAGGCAGAGCUGCCCGUCUCCAAGUCUCAGAGGAGACACAGCGAUGUCAAAGUCUACAAGGAGUUCUGUGACUUCUAUGCACGCUUCAACAUGGCCAGUGCCCUGGCCAAUGCGAUUUGUGAGCGCUGUAAGAGUGGCUUUGCCCCGGCGGAGAAGAUCGUCAACAGCAACGGGGAGCUGUACCAUGAGGGAUGCUUUGUUUGUGCUCAGUGCUUCCAACAAUUCCCUGAGGGUCUCUUCUAUGAGUUUGAGGGCAGGAAGUACUGCGAGCAUGACUUCCAGAUGCUGUUUGCUCCCUGCUGCCACCAGUGUGGGGAGUUUAUCAUUGGUCGUGUGAUCAAGGCGAUGAACAACAGCUGGCACCCUGACUGUUUCUGCUGUGACCUCUGCCAGGCCGUGCUGGCUGACGUGGGCUUCGUCAAGAACGCUGGCAGACACCUGUGUCGCCCGUGUCAUAACCGUGAGAAGGCCCGUGGUCUGGGGAAGUACAUCUGUCAGAAGUGCCACGCCAUCAUCGAGGAGCAGCCGCUGCUGUUCAAGAACGACCCCUACCACCCGGACCACUUCAACUGCAACAACUGCGGUAAGGAACUGACGGCUGAUGCCAGGGAGCUGAAGGGAGAGCUGUACUGCCUGCCCUGCCAUGACAAGAUGGGCGUUCCCAUAUGUGGAGCCUGCAGGAGACCCAUCGAGGGCCGCGUGGUCAAUGCCAUGGGCAAGCAGUGGCAUGUCGAGCAUUUUGUGUGUGCUAAGUGUGAGAAGCCCUUCCUGGGCCAUCGCCACUACGAACGCAAAGGACUGGCCUACUGUGAGACUCACUACAACCAGCUCUUUGGAGAUGUCUGCUACCACUGCAACCGUGUCAUUGAGGGUGAUGUGGUAUCAGCCCUGAACAAGGCAUGGUGUGUCAACUGCUUUGCCUGUUCCACCUGCAACACCAAGCUCACCCUCAAGAACAAGUUUGUGGAGUUUGACAUGAAGCCGGUGUGUAAGAAGUGUUACGAGAAGUUUCCUCUGGAGCUCAAGAAGAGGCUCAAGAAGCUGGCAGAGACCGUGGGCCGGAAGUAGACAGACAGACAGACAGACAUGCUAGAACAGACAAAAGUGAUAUCAGAGUGUUUGAGCAAGCACAUGACCUUUGUUCUUGGUGUAAAUUUAGGGAUUAAAACCACUCUACCCAACCCCUCAUAGGUUGAUGAAAAUCAGAUUUGCAAUAUCCUUCCGUCCUUUCAUGCCUGGUUAAAUAGUGACAACCCAUGAGCAGAGAGAGAGACUGUACACAAGAAAGGGUCAUCCCCAAAUCAGUGCCUUUGUCUGAAUACAUAUUCAUAUUAUAUUCAUAUAUAUCCUUGAUAUACUUGUCAAUGUAUCUCAUAUAUUUCAUAAUUAUUUUAGCUUAAAAUGUCCCUUCAUGUCCCUUCAUAACCCAACUUGUAUAUUUAAGUAUGCAUCAAUGGUCCUGGUAUUUUGUCAGGUGAAUAAAGAGUAUUGAUAAGGUUG
Molecule: messenger RNA, 1871 nt
Organism: Oncorhynchus tshawytscha (Chinook salmon)
Lineage: Eukaryota; Metazoa; Chordata; Actinopteri; Salmoniformes; Salmonidae
Product: LIM and senescent cell antigen-like-containing domain protein 1
Exons: 11
Coding region: 255-1439 (394 amino acids)
Biological process (GO): positive regulation of substrate adhesion-dependent cell spreading; cell-cell junction organization; positive regulation of integrin-mediated signaling pathway
Cellular component (GO): cell-cell junction; cytoplasm; focal adhesion
Source: RefSeq, a predicted model, not a curated record